AUGGAGUUUAAAAUUACUGAGCUUCCGGACACCAGAAUCCCGGCAGCAUCACUUACACGAGACCAUGUUGCAAAGGAAUUACCGGGUCUUUUGGAUCUUUACGAUCAAUUCCCGCAAAUUAUCUAUACAAAGUCAGACCCUGUUUAUGAGUCAAUAAGCCCUUCUUUUAAUAGAGCUACCACCACCAGACCGCUAGCUGUAGUUCGAGCCUUGGACGAAUCUCAUGUUCAAGCCACCGUCAAAACAGUCCGGGCGGCAAGCUUGCCACUGGCCAUCCGCUCUGGAGGGGCAGAGUUGGAGGGAAGAAAUUUCCGUGGAAUCGACAAGGGAGUUAUGGUUGAUCUGCGCAGCUUGUGCUCUGUAAAAGUAUCGGAAGACAAGAAGUCGGCAGUUAUUGGCGGCGGCACAAUCGCAGGUGAUCUUGCCUGUGCUCUCAGCAAAGAAGGCGCCUUCACACCCGUAGGAUGGCACCCGAGACUUGGAUAUGCUGGAUGGUCAAUGGCCGGAGGAUAUGGCCUUUAUGCUGCUCCGUACGGCCUCGGAGUUGAUCACAUCAUGGGUGUACGUAUUGUUCUUGCUGACGGAUCUGUCGUUGAGGUUGACGAGAAUCACCACCCCGAUCUACUCUGGGCUCUUAGAGGGGCCGGAAACGGCAUAUGGGGAGUUGUGACGCAGUUUACCAUUAAGACAUAUCCGGCGCCAAAACUCUUAGCCGGCAGCGUGAAGUUUCAAAAGAAAGAUUGGCCGGCUGUGCUGGACGAAUGGACUAGCAGCAUUGAGCCCAACCUUCCAGAGGAGCUUACAGGCGACAUAUACUUCAGAAACGAUAUUUUGGAAACGCCGGAAAUGAAUGUUUUAUUUGCAUGGUGCGCCAAGGAAGGCGACGACCUGCAAAAGGGGUGGAAUUAUUUCGAAAAGAUCAAGUCUCUGCCUGGAGCAGAUGUGGUCCGAAUUGGAGAAUCGAAUUUUGCCUCUUUUCUCUUAACCGAGUUAACUAUACAGCCCGGGGCCUUUGAAUCCCGCGGAAUCAUUGCCAAAAGCCUUACCAAGGGCAUAGCUUCAGCUCUGAUGUGCCAGUGGGACGACCCAAAAAUCUACAUGGGGAUGCCCAGCCACGUUGCGCGUGGAAAGGCCAUCCAGCCAAACCCCGGAUCAUGCUUUCAGCUACGCUAUCGCCACAGACUCUUUCCGUCUUACACCCAUCACGUAGAGUUGAGAACAAAAGAGGGAGAGGAGGCUGAGAUUCGUGCGGCUACCAAGGCAGUAGAUGCGAUCAAAGCAACGGGAGAUGCUUAUGAGGGAGCCUCAUAUGGCAAUUUGAUUCACAGCAAGAAUACAGACUGGGAAGUUACUUAUGGCAAGGAAAAUUUGAACAAGCUGAGAGAGCUAAAGAAGAAGUAUGACCCGGACAAUUUCUUUUCUAGGGGAUAUCCGGUUUUGUAG
Messenger RNA from Trichoderma asperellum CBS 433.97, 1443 nucleotides. RefSeq lists its product as uncharacterized. Gene Ontology annotation, molecular function: FAD binding; oxidoreductase activity. NCBI's taxonomy places the organism in Eukaryota, Fungi, Ascomycota, Sordariomycetes, Hypocreales, Hypocreaceae. The record is from RefSeq and is a predicted model, not a curated record.